AAAUAUCUUGUUCCUUUUAAUUCAAAUCAAUGAUGCAUAAUUUUAUAUGAAAUUGUUUUAAUAAGUUUUUUUUUGUGACCGACCGUGUACUAGAUAGUUAUAUUUACUGUGUAAGGUUACAAACUAUUUUAAAAAGGUGGCUGAUGAGGUUAGGUUAGUUAAGCGGUUAGAAUGUUUAGUGAAAACAAAACAUGAAUGAAAAGCUGGAAAAAAUGUUUGAAGACAUGACCGAUAUAACUGACCCCGCGAGUAUGGGCAGGGUGUUGGAGAUUCUCAAUCAGUCUCGAAUAGAAGAUGACAAGUAUAUUCAGCUCUUAGUAUAUACUCUGAGAGGAAAGGAAAUAACCUGGGAAUUGCCUCUAUACCAACAGAACUUCCGAUUAUCACGAAAACCACCACCUGAAGAAGCAGAAUUAUGUGCAAGUGGGCGCUUUACUAAAGCAGAAGGUGAAUUAAUAAAAAAAAACUGGGACAGGUUUGUACGGAAAUUUGGUGUGCCGGAUAAACCAAUCUGCUUGGCGCGAUGGAGGAACCGGACUCAGAUCAAGAUCUCGUCAAAAUCUGCCGAGGAGUGUGUACGAAACUAUGUAGCUGCAUAUCUCGCACAGGGACUGCCUCGGAGCCUGUACCAAGUCUUCAGAUACUUUCAGAUCACUUAUUCGUAUCCAGUGAAACUCCGGAGUUAUACCCCUAUAGAAGAGAAAAUAAUGAAAAUUUGCUUCUAUCACGAGCCUAAAGAUGCCUGUGUCAUCGCAUCAGAGGUGCUGGGACGGGAGCCGCGGGGCAUUAUUAAAAGAUUCUCUCAAUAUACCAAAGGCAAACCGGAGCCAAAACAGAAAAUUAAAUGGACAUUAGAUUUGGCGGCUAAAUUAAUACAUUAUUUGAUGGAAUAUUCUGGAUGUCGAUUUAAAAAACUAAAAAACAAUCAAUUUAAUCCAGAAGUGUGGCGCAAAGUGGAGGAGGAAAUGGGUCAAAUAUCUGUACACUUGCGUGAAUUUUGGUUCAGCAAACUGCAUGUGCAACUGUUUGCUAAAUGCACUAUAAAAUUGAAAUCACUACGGAAAAUUAUUUAUAACAAGCUAAAAAAAUCACCGUAUGAAGUUUGGAGCGACAUACGUUGGAAGGAUUUGGUGAAGGAGUUCCCAGAUGGUUUCACUGACAUGUUCCUGUAUAGAAUUGCUAAGACUGAAUUCCGAGGGGUCGCCAACUACCAGGAGAUCCCUCUGCCACAGCUCCUUGGACAAGUUGCUAUAAAUAACAGGAAAAAGCCGAAUAAACGACUAACAUCACUCCAAUACAAUAAAUCCGAUGGAACUCUCUCAUGUAUCAAGCAUGAUAUACUUGUAAACGAAAUAAUGGAAAAUAUGUCAAUAAAGUAAUGAA
Cydia splendana is the source of this 1383-nucleotide messenger RNA. RefSeq lists its product as uncharacterized. The transcript has 5 exons. Lineage: Eukaryota; Metazoa; Arthropoda; Insecta; Lepidoptera; Tortricidae. Bases 192 to 1379 code for a protein of 395 amino acids. Gene Ontology annotation, cellular component: nucleus. Gene Ontology annotation, biological process: regulation of transcription by RNA polymerase II. Gene Ontology annotation, molecular function: DNA-binding transcription factor activity, RNA polymerase II-specific; RNA polymerase II cis-regulatory region sequence-specific DNA binding. The record is from RefSeq and is a predicted model, not a curated record.